Messenger RNA from Salmo salar (Atlantic salmon), 6272 nucleotides. Its product is annotated as immunoglobulin superfamily member 11. Gene Ontology annotation, cellular component: cell-cell junction. The record is from RefSeq and is a predicted model, not a curated record. Lineage: Eukaryota; Metazoa; Chordata; Actinopteri; Salmoniformes; Salmonidae.
GCCCGGGCGAGUUCUCGAUCAAGGUUCCAAAUAGAAUGCUGUACAGAAAAGGAGUGCAUGUUUUGCGUUGAGAAACAUGGGCCAGCCUUGUACAAGAAGAAACAACUACCCUCCAAGAAAUUGUACUGUUUCAUGUCUUCUGUGAAUGUGUAUCUACAACAACAAGACUGUCGACAAUUUUCAGACCGUGCGUAAAUUAAUUAAUGGUAAAAUACCAAGUACUGUCAGCAGGCAAAAUAGUGCGAGAGUGUGCGACCAACAACAAACAAAUAACAGUGAACAACGAAAAGAUAGGACGACCAAGAAGAAGCAAAGGUUUGGGGUGGUGGAAGUCUAUGAGGAGAUGCAACAUUUUGUUACUCUUUCGACUUUUAGAAAAUUAAACAUUUUGUUUUGCGACAUUAAACGCAUCUGAUUAUUGCGUAAACCAUUGGGACUGUAUACAUGUAUGCUGUUUCGAGAGACCGUUACUUUCCAUCAAAUAAACUGUGAAAUAACGAUUUAUUUAAUCAAGAAGGCACACAAAACGACUUGCCAAGUAGUUACGAACCAUGAUGAAAUUCCAUAAUUCGGACCUAUGGAUUGCUUGGCUGGUUUUAUUUUGCAUGGAAGGUUCAAGAUUUGAUCUACACACAGGAACAGUGAGUGUGAGGGCGUUGGAUGUCACAGUGACCCAGAGCAGCAUCCAGGUAGCCCGCGGCCAGGCGGCCAUCUUGCCCUGCUCCUUCUCCACCAGCGCUGCCCUCAACAACCUCAACAUUAUCUGGAUGGUCAUCCCGCUGUCCAAUGCCAACCAGCCCGAACAGGUGAUCAUCUACCAAGGUGGCCAAGUGUUCAGUCUAGCCAACCACUUAAAUGGCCGGGUGGGCUUCGUGGCCACCAUGCCGAGCACAAGUGCCUCUAUCUUCAUCAACAACACCCAGCUGUCAGACACGGGGACCUACCAGUGCCUGGUCAACAACCUCCCCGACAGAGGGGGGCGCAACAUCGGGGUCAUCGGCCUCACCGUGCUGGUGCCCCCGUCGGUGCCCUCGUGCCGUGUCCAGGGCACACUGGACGUGGGCGCUGACAUCAUGCUGAUGUGCAGCAGUGAGGAGGGGAUUCCCACACCCAGCUACGCCUGGGUGAAACUGGAGUCGCUGCCCAAGCUGCCCCACACCGCCAUGCAAGACCAGAUGCAAGGGACCGUAACACUAAGGAACAUCAGUACCAGUACCUCUGGUCUGUACCAGUGUACAGCCUCCAACGCCAUCGCCAAGAGCACCUGUCUACUCAACCUGCAGGUUGUGGCACCCCAGCCCCAGAGUGUGGGUCUCAUAGCUGGCACUAUCGCCACGGGCGUGUUGGCUGUCAUCAUCUGCUCCCUACUGGUGCUGGUGACACUCUUCUACUGGAAGAACAAGAACAAAUACGAGGAGGAGGAGAUACCCAACGAGAUCAGGGAGGACGACCUGCCCCCUAAGAGGUCGUCUUCAGUGAAAGCGUUUCACGCCGACGCCUCAUCCUCUGAGAACGACACCCUGACGUCCACCAACACCUACAACAGCCGGUAUUGGCACAACCCCAAGCCCAACUACGACACCAACUCCUACACCCGCUACAAUGGCGACACGCGCCAGACGUUUUCUACGGGGCAGGCAGGUCACACAGGUCAAACGGGGGGACAUGCAGCGCACACAGGACACGGGACGCUAGCUCCGCCGGGCUCCGCCCCCCUGGCCCGCCAGGCCUACUCCAAUGGUAGCCACACCCUCCCCCCACCCAAGACUCUGGUGGUCACCACCAACUCCGCCCCCUCCCCUCCCACCAUGGUGCGCAGCAAUGGCUCGGUGAGCCUGAAGCCCGUGACGGUGGCAUCGCAUUGCGGGUACACGCACUCGUACGCCGUAAGCCAGGCCACGCUGGAGCGCAUGGGCGCCGUGCCCGUCAUGGUGCCAGCCCAGAGCAGAGCAGGCUCUCUGGUCUAAAGUAAACUGUUACUAGGCUGAACCAGCCUGCCUCCCCACUUCUCUGAUUCUCCCUUUUAACUCAUAAACAGGAUUUUACAAUACCGACUUCAUCUAAUGCCAACGUCUCCAAGUACAGGACGCCGUUUAAAAGCAGCUCCAGGUGUUCUAUUCCUAUUGGUUGGUUUUGUGUCUCUUCUUUGGUGUGGUUGUCUCUCACUGGUUCCUUGGAUUAAAUGGCUGUAACCAGUGGGAUUAUCGCACAAAAGUUACACAUAAUCUUCAGACUUUUCAGGUGAUUGUGGCUGUGGGAUUUGGACUCAUCACGACAGUGAGCAUUAACCGUUUAAUCUCUGUUUUAACCACAUCUAGACACUCCGAAUCCUGCAAGUCCCAGGGAGAGGCAUCCGAUCGUGCAUGUAUAUUCCAUUGAAAACUAACAACCAGAUUCUUGCUAUUAUUUCAUAUCACUCAGCUAUUGCGGUGAUAUUAAUUGUUUCGUAUCUUAAAAAAUUACAGAGAUGUUCUUUGAUUCACUGCAGUGGUCUUACAUGAACAGAACCAUGGCGGUGGAAAUGGCCUUAGAAGAGCAGAGAGUUACGGAAGGGAUUUCUGCUGAAGUACCAAAUAGCAGAGACAACAGAAUGGCACAACACAGUAGGCUGGUCCCGUAACUGGACAGGGGUUUUCUGAUUCUGUCCAUUAGUUCCAACUUCAACAUGUUCAUUUGUUUUUGCACAGUAGCACACUUUCAUCACCAACUCCUCUGAAGAAAUGUCUUAUUACAGAACGGUCUUAGUGAAUGCAUCCCCUUACCUCUACAGUGUUACGAAUGGGAGAGAUAUACUGUAGCCUCUCCAGCGCAAACUUGUAAGGGUUCAGCAUUUAUAUUGAUUAGGUCCAGUAUUGAUAACUAUGGUCUUACCUCAAGAUUCUAUUAUAUAUAAAAAUAAAAAAAAUCCCUGAAACUUGAAUCUGCAGUUUGAGAUGUACUGACAGUGUUUAUGGAAGUAUGUGCUAUUGUAAACAUGCUGCUGAUUCAUUUUAACAAAAUCCAAAUCUCACAUCAGUGCUGCUUUGACAAUAAAACAUAGGGGGCAUCUUAUUUGAUACAUCCUUUCUAAGAAAAAUUAUAUUUAAGGGGAUUUCCCUUGAGAAUGCUAAUAAUUACUGUUUUGUACCUACUGUAAAUAUUGUAACUACUGGUAGGCUUGGUUGUGAAUUGAAAAGAAAUACUUUUAUUUCCAAUGGAUGCAUAUUUUACAACUCGUGUGUCUUAAUUUAAGAGGUCUAUUCAUUUCUGUUAACAGACACUGAACUGUGUUUUGUAGACUCUUGUCUUGCAUUUGUUACAAUUAGGAGUCCUCUGUGGGUGCAGCUGCAAGUUUGGGCGGUGCAAUUCAUACAAAAUGGCAAAGUAUCACAGAAACCUGUAUACUAAAAUGACUGUCUGCAUCUCUUGAUAGUAAUAAUGUAACCCUAGUGUAAACAAAUGUAUACUCUACCAAUUUUUUUCCAGGGCAGUUGGAUUUUUUUACAGCUCCAAAAUUCCAGCACUAAAUAUCCACAAUGAUAGUUGAAAAUAAAGUGAAUACCACCUGUAUGAAAUAUCUAGGUUUGUUCCAGCAGUGUUGUAAAGUGUUGAUAUUGAGGUAAGAAUCAGAGCGUUUCGGAGGGCCAUAUUUUUUGACAGUUUUUAGACCUGAAACUGCUGAUUUAUGUUUUAUGUGAAUUUUACAAUAUUAUCUAUCCUGCUCUUUGCAUCGAAAGUCCUAUUAAUAUUCAACUUAAUCUUUCACUUGAAAGACAAUAUUGAUAUUGUGUGAUAUUAAAUUUGAAAAAAAAUGUACUAUUCAUUUUAGGGUAACCAAAAAGAUACUUCACUCUUGAGAAAAAGCGUCUCCUGUAUUUGGUGUCAGGAUCUUUCUCGUUCAGUCUCUACGUAUAAUGUACUCAAUGAUAGAUGUGUUCUCUACAGUAUGAAUUCAGCCAUUCAAUGUGCUCAAGCUGAGCGUUAUUGAAGUUCAUUGAAAUAUGCUCCAGUAAGAAUCCAUUAGACGUAUUCAAUUAAACCUCAAGUAAAUCAAUAAGGAUGGUAAGCGGAACUUUCUGUCCUGAAGCAAUAAAGACCAACCAGGUGAACCACAUUAGGAGGACUUGUUGAUGUACAAGAUCUUUAUCAAACUGUUCCUUUUCUCACACACUCAGCUCAUUGGCUGAGGUCCCUGCUCAUUGGCUUACGUGUUAUGUCUCAUUCCAUCUGUCAGGGAACCAAGAUUAUAUUCAUAACUUAAUAAUUCAAAAAAUAUUUCUUAAUUUUAGCUCAAAUCGGUCAUGACUAAAACACUGUUGGGUAUGAUCAGGUAAUACUCACAACUUUGGAGAGUAUUCUUUGCGUAUGUUUGGCGUUCAGAGACUUGUUUCAACAUCAGAGUGCAUCCAUAUGAUUUAUGUAUGUACUCUUAUGUACAGUGCCUUCAGAAAGUAUGCAUACCCUUUGACUUAUUCCACAUUUUGUUGUGUUACAGCCUGAAUUUAUUGAAAAGGAAAUACAGAAAUAUCUCAUUUACAUACUGUAUGUAUUCACACCCCUGAGUCAAUACAUGUUAGAAUCACCUUUGGCAGUGAUUACAGCUGUCAGACUUUCUGGGUAAGUCUCCAAGAGCUUUGCACACCUGGAUAGUACAAUAUUUGAACAUUAUUAUUUUCAAAGUUCUUCAAGCUGGUUGUAGAUCAUUGCUAGACAGCCAUUUUCAAGUCUUGCCAUAGAUGUUCAAGCUGAUUUAAGUCAGAACUAUAACUUGGCCACUCAGGAAUAUUCACCGUCUUCUUGGAAAACAAGUCCAGUGUAGAUUUGGCCUUGUGUUUUAGGUUAUUGUCCUGCUGAAAGGUGAAUUCAUCUUCCAGUGUCUGGUGGAAAGCAGACUGAACCAGGGUUUCCUCUAGGAUUUUGCUUGUGCUUGGCUGAAAAACUCACUGGUACUUAAAUGAUUACAAACAUACCCAUAACAUGAUGCAGCCACCACUAUGCUUGAAAAUAUGGAGAGUGGUACUGAGUAAUGUGUUGUGUUAGAUUUGCCCCAAACAUAACACUUUGUAUUCAGGACAAAAAGUACAUUGCUUUGCCACAUUGCAGUGUUAAUUUAGUGCUUUGUUGCAAACAGGAUGCAUGUUUGGAAUAUUUGUAUCUUUGAAGUGACUUGGGUGUAUUGAUCCACCAUCCAAAGUGUAAUUAAUAACUCCACCAUGCUCAAAGGGAUAUUUAAUAUCUGCUUUGUUUUCACCCAUUUACCAAUAGGUUCCCUUCUUUGCGAGGCAUUGGAAAACCUCCCUGGUCUUUGUGGUUGAAUCUGUGUUUGAAAUUCACUGCUCAACUGAUUGUAUGUGUGGGGUAUUGUAUGUGUGGGGUAAAGAGAUGAGCUAGCCAUUCAAAAAAAUCAUGCCAAACACUUAUUGCACACAGAGUGAGUCCAUGCAACUUAUUGUUGGUAUUGGUAUUUUGUUAGGAUCCCCAUUAGCUGUUGCAAAAGCAGCAGCUACUCUUCCUGGCGUCCACACAAAACAUGAAACAUUACAUAAUAUGUGAGCACAUUUUUACUCCUGAACUUAUUUUUGCUUGCCAUAACAAAGGGGUUGAAUACUUAUUGACUCAAGACAUUUCAGCUUUUCAGUUAAUUUGCGAACUUUUCUAAUAACACAAUUCCACUUUAUGGAGCAUUGUGUGUAGGCGAGUGACAAAACAAUGAUCUAAAUUGAAUCCAUUUUUAAUUCAGGCUGUAACACAACAAAACAUGGGAAAAGUCAAGGGGUGUAAAUACUUCCUGAGAAGGUAGUGUGUAUGUACUCUGCUGGUAACCUGGGGUUGUUCACUAGCUUGUUGUGUCUGGUCAGACAGACAGACACAACUGCUCUUUAACUCUGAAAACUAUUAUUAAAGAGCCACAGGUUCAUGUCAGAUGAGGUAAGGGUAUCCGUUUUCUCGGUUAGACAUCUCUUGGGGCAAAUCCUAACUUCCACUUAAAUGUUUACUUAGUCAUGCAUUGAUAUCAAUGGGAGACUUAAGUCAAAAUUCAACUUAAAAGUUAGGAUUUGUCCAUUAAUGACCCUGGCCCGAAACACAACUACUUGAACUAAACCCAGACAAGUGAUGGUGGAUUGUCUGCUGUGGCCAUAAGUUCAUCAGGUCAUGUGUAUAUAGAUAUUAUAUUGCCAAUAGUAAACAUUGUAAAUAUGUAAAAUAUAUAUUGUGUUUAAAAGUUGGAUUGAUAUGAAAUAUGACAUUAACACUGGAAGUUGUAAUUAAUAAAUAUUGUUAAUACAUUCUAA